Messenger RNA from Eutrema salsugineum, 1524 nucleotides. RefSeq names its product sugar transport protein 8. The record is from RefSeq and is a predicted model, not a curated record. Lineage: Eukaryota; Viridiplantae; Streptophyta; Magnoliopsida; Brassicales; Brassicaceae. Gene Ontology annotation, biological process: monosaccharide transmembrane transport. Bases 1 to 1524 code for a protein of 507 amino acids. Gene Ontology annotation, molecular function: monosaccharide transmembrane transporter activity. Gene Ontology annotation, cellular component: membrane. The transcript is spliced from 4 exons.
AUGGCUGUGGUUAUAUCGUCUAGCGGUAAUUCACCGGCUUUCGAGGCCAAGAUGACUAUUUAUGUCUUCAUCUGUGUCAUUAUCGCGGCUGUAGGCGGUUUAAUAUUUGGUUAUGACAUUGGAAUAUCUGGUGGAGUAACGGCGAUGGACGAUUUCUUGAAGGAAUUUUUUCCAGUAGUGUACGAGAGGAAGAAGCAUGCGCACGAGAACAACUACUGCAAGUAUGACAACCAGUUCUUGCAACUCUUCACUUCCUCGCUCUACCUCGCAGCUCUCGUGGCCAGCUUCUUCGCCUCUGCCACGUGUUCUAAGCUCGGCAGGAAACCCACAAUGCAGUUCGCUUCCAUCUUCUUCUUGUUCGGCGUUGGCCUCGCCGCCGGAGCUGUUAACAUGUACAUGCUGAUCAUCGGCAGAAUCUUGCUCGGAUUUGGCGUUGGCUUUGGUAAUCAGGCGGUGCCGCUUUUCUUAUCAGAGAUUGCUCCGGCGAAGCUACGUGGAGGUCUCAACAUUGUAUUCCAACUAAUGGUUACAAUCGGAAUCCUAAUCGCCAACAUAGUCAACUACUUCACCUCUUCCAUUCACCCUUACGGGUGGAGAUUCGCACUCGGUGGCGCCGGAGUUCCCGCCCUUAUCCUCCUCUUCGGAUCGUUUCUCAUCUGCGAAACACCAACGAGUCUCAUCGAGCGGAACAAAACAGAGCAAGGCAAAGAAACGCUCAAGAAGAUCAGAGGCGUGGAAGAUGUUGAUGAAGAGUAUGAAUCAAUCGUCCACGCUUGCGAUUUCGCGAGACAAGUCAAGGAUCCUUACAGGAAACUGUUGAAACCUGCUAGCCGACCGCCUCUUGUGAUCGGAAUGUUGCUCCAGCUUUUCCAACAGUUCACUGGAAUCAACGCGAUUAUUUUCUACGCUCCAGUUUUGUUCCAGACCGUAGGGUUUGGAAACGAUGCUGCUCUGCUUUCUGCGGUUGUCACGGGAACUAUCAACGUUCUCAGUACGUUUGUCGGGAUUUACCUCGUCGACAAAACUGGCCGGAGAUUUCUCUUGCUCCAGUCUUCCGUUCACAUGCUCGUUUGCCAGUUGGUCAUUGGAAUCAUCCUAGCCAAGGACUUAGACGUGACCGGUACGCUAGGGCGAGCAGAAGCACUAGUAGUGGUGAUCUUCGUGUGUGUUUACGUGAUGGGUUUCGCUUGGUCAUGGGGUCCUCUAGGAUGGCUAAUCCCUAGCGAGACCUUUCCCGUGGAGACUCGAACCGAAGGGUUCGCAUUGGCGGUCUCGUGCAAUAUGUUCUUCACGUUCGUGAUCGCUCAGGCCUUCCUAUCGAUGCUUUGUGGGAUGAAGUCAGGGAUAUUUUUCUUCUUCAGUGCUUGGAUCGUUGUGAUGGGACUUUUUGCACUGUUCUUCGUUCCCGAGACAAAAGGAGUCUCGAUCGAUGACAUGAGAGAUAGUGUGUGGAAACCGCAUUGGUACUGGAAGAGGUUUAUGCUUCAGGAGGAUGAGCAUGACGUCGAGAAGAGAACUGCUUGA